AUGUCAUCAUCUUCUAUUUCAUAUUUUAUAAAUCUUUCCCAUGUAGUUACGAUUUAUUUCGGCUUGACUAUUCUAGUAGCUGGCGUUGUUGGUGGACUUUUAAAUCUUACUGUAUUUUUAAGUCUUCGAACAUUUCGACAAAAUUCAUGUGCAUUUUAUUUAACAAUUAUGUCAUUUGCUAAUAUAAUUCAUUUAAUGACUGGUUUAACUAGUCAUAUUGUAAUUAAUGGUUAUGGAAUUGAUUGGGGAGGUUAUUCAAUAGUUUAUUGUAAAGCUCGAUUAUAUCUUAUUCAGUUGUCGAUAUUGAUGUCAUUUACAAGUUUAUGCUUGGCAAUCAUUGAUCAAUUUCUAGCAACUUGUCAUAAUCCAUUUUAUCAUCGAUGGAGUAAUAUUAAACUAGCUCGUUAUAUUAUAAUAGGUUUUCUUUUAUUUUGGUUACUUCAUGGAAUACCAUUUGCACUUUAUUUCAAUGUAGUUAUGUCACUAAUUAAUAUAAAUCAAUUGACAUGUGCUAUCACAAAUGUAACCUUUCAAAAAUAUUUUAAUUUUGGUUUUGUACUUGUCUUAAUCGGUAUAUUACCAUUGACCAUAAUGACUCUAUUUGCUUUAUUAGCUUAUACCAAUGUUCAAACUUUAGGUUACCGAACAAUUCCGUUAGUUCGUCGUGAAUUAGAUAAACAAUUAACAAAUAUGGUACUUGUUCAAACCAUUUAUAGUUUCUGUAUUUUAUUACAAUAUGUAAUUACUACUGUAGUAUUAUAUUACAUAUCUCCUACGGAUCGAACAAAUUUUAUAUCAGUUUUAUCUGUUACUAUACACAAUUGUUAUUUUGCGGGCUCGUUUUAUAUUUAUAUGUGUGUAUCAAAACGAUUUCGUCAACAAUUCAAACAUGUACUGUAUCAUAAUCAUUUUUGUAAACAAAUACGAAGAAAAAUAAUUAAUAAUCAAACAUUACCACAAAUAUCAGACACAUGA
This is a messenger RNA of Adineta steineri, 975 nucleotides long. The record is from the annotation of a GenBank genome assembly. Lineage: Eukaryota; Metazoa; Rotifera; Eurotatoria; Adinetida; Adinetidae.